Messenger RNA from Ostertagia ostertagi, 447 nucleotides. NCBI's taxonomy places the organism in Eukaryota, Metazoa, Nematoda, Chromadorea, Rhabditida, Trichostrongylidae. The record is from the annotation of a GenBank genome assembly.
AUGACCCAGAUCAUGUUCGAGACCUUCAACACCCCCGCCAUGUACGUCGCUAUCCAGGCUGUGCUCUCCCUGUACGCCUCCGGACGUACCACUGGUGUCGUUUUGGACUCGGGAGAUGGUGUCACCCACACUGUACCCAUCUAUGAGGUCAGUCUUGAACCUGCAUUAGUGUGUUUUCCGCUGUCAAGGGUAAAUGUUUGGAUGUGUGAUUUUAGGGAUAUGCUCUUCCCCACGCUAUUCCUCCGUCUUGACCUUGCCGGACGUGAUCUUACUGACUACUUGAUGAAGAUCCUCACCGAGCGUGGUUACUCGUUCACCACGACCGCCGAACGUGAAAUCGUGCGUGACAUCAAGGAGAAGCUGUGUUACGUUGCUCUCGACUUCGAACAGGAAAUGGCCACUGCUGCUUCAUCCUCUUCCUCUCGAGAAGUCUUACGAGCUUCCUGA